AUGGCGCCCACGGGAACAGCCUCGCAGUUCGACCAGGCUGCCUUGGAGCGCCGUUUGGCGCUUCAGGGUAAGGCUGGUCCUGCGGCGUUGGUGCAGAAUGCACGAGUGUUUGGGAUUGCGUGCUUUGCGUGUCUGGGUGGACUGUUGUAUGGGUACAACCAGGGCGUCUUUUCGGGCGUGCUGGUUAUGCCGGCUUUCGAUGAGCAUAUGGGAGUAUGGACAGACAACGGGUCGAAGAAAGGCUGGCUCACCUCUAUCCUCGAACUUGGAGCUUGGAUCGGUACACUCUACUCUGGCUUCCUGGCUGAGAUCAUCUCACGAAAGUACUGCAUUCUGUUGAACACCGGCAUCUUCAUCAUCGGAGUCGUAAUCCAGACUACAGCCGUAACGUCCUCCGCGCACAGCUCCAUUCUCGGCGGUCGGUUCAUCACUGGUAUGGGUGUCGGCAGUCUGUCCAUGACUGUACCAAUGUACAACGCUGAAGUCGCACCACCUGAAGUCCGCGGUGCUCUUGUUGGUCUCCAACAGCUUGCCAUCACGACCGGUAUCAUGAUUAGUUUCUGGAUCGACUAUGGCACUCAAUACAUCGGUGGCACCGGCGACGGACAAACCGACGCAGCUUGGUUGGUCCCAUUGUGCCUCCAGCUGGCUCCCGCUCUCUUGCUCGGCGGCGGAAUUAUGUUCAUGCCCUUCUCUCCCAGGUGGCUCGUCCACCACGGCCGAGAGGAAGAAGCGCGCAGAACCCUCGCCAGACUCCGAGGCCUUUCCACCGACAGUGAGCUUAUCGAACUAGAGUUCACCGAAAUCAAGGCACAGUCUCUCUUCGAAAAGCGCACCACCGCCGAGCACUUUCCACACCUCGCAGACGGCUCCGCCAGCUCGACCAUCAAGCUCCAGUUCGUCGCCAUCGGCUCCCUCUUCAAGACCCGUCCAAUGUUCCGCCGUGUCGUCCUCGCCACCGUCACCAUGUUCUUCCAGCAGUGGACCGGAAUCAACGCCGUGCUAUACUACGCUCCUACUAUCUUCAGCCAGCUUGGUCUCAGCGGCAACACCACCUCCCUUCUCGCCACCGGCGUCGUCGGUAUCGCCAUGUGGCUCGCCACCAUCCCCGCCGUCAUGUACGUCGACAAGCUCGGUCGCAAGCCGAUUCUGAUCGUUGGUGCCAUUGGGAUGGCGACGUGCCACAUCAUCAUCUCCGUCAUCUUCGCCAAGAACGAGAAUCAGUGGGACACCCACUCUGCUGCUGGCUGGGCGGCCGUCGCCAUGGUUUGGCUUUUUGUCGUGCACUUUGGAUACUCCUGGGGACCUUGUGCGUGGAUCAUCAUCUCGGAGAUCUGGCCCAUCUCGCAACGUCCGUACGGCAUUGCGCUCGGUGCCAGCAGUAACUGGAUGAAUAACUUCAUCGUCGGCCAAGUCACAGUCGACAUGCUCGACUCCAUGAAAUACGGCACCUACAUCUUCUUCGGCCUCCUCACUUAUGGUGGCGCUGCGUUCAUCUACUUCUUCUUCCCGGAGACCAAGAACCUCUCCCUCGAGGAGAUGGACAUCCUCUUCGGCUCCGUUGGUGCCGCGCAGGCUGAUGCCGAGCGUAUGCGUGAGAUCAACAGGGAGGUUGGGCUUGAGGAUGCUGUGCGUGGCAACAGCGUUAACUACGAUGAGAAGCCGACGUUGGAGGAGAAGCAGAGGGAUGCUAGGGAUGGUGACAGUGACUAG
Messenger RNA from Saxophila tyrrhenica, 1713 nucleotides. RefSeq lists its product as uncharacterized. Lineage: Eukaryota; Fungi; Ascomycota; Dothideomycetes; Mycosphaerellales; Extremaceae. The record is from RefSeq and is a predicted model, not a curated record. The transcript is spliced from 4 exons. Gene Ontology annotation, biological process: carbohydrate transport; transmembrane transport. Gene Ontology annotation, molecular function: carbohydrate:proton symporter activity. Gene Ontology annotation, cellular component: membrane. Bases 1 to 1713 code for a protein of 570 amino acids.